This is a messenger RNA of Echinops telfairi (small Madagascar hedgehog), 1052 nucleotides long. It is a transcript of the gene NUDT4, whose product is annotated as nudix hydrolase 4. Gene Ontology annotation, cellular component: cytoplasm; nucleus. The record is from RefSeq and is a predicted model, not a curated record. Gene Ontology annotation, molecular function: bis(5'-adenosyl)-pentaphosphatase activity; endopolyphosphatase activity; diphosphoinositol-polyphosphate diphosphatase activity. The transcript has 5 exons. Lineage: Eukaryota; Metazoa; Chordata; Mammalia; Afrosoricida; Tenrecidae. The coding region runs from base 4 to 549 and encodes 181 amino acids. Gene Ontology annotation, biological process: adenosine 5'-(hexahydrogen pentaphosphate) catabolic process; diphosphoinositol polyphosphate metabolic process; diadenosine pentaphosphate catabolic process.
UCUAUGAUGAAGUUCAAGCCGAACCAGACGCGGACGUACGACCGCGAGGGCUUUAAGAAGCGGGCGGCGUGCCUGUGCUUCCGGAGCGAGCGGGAGGACGAGGUAUUGCUGGUGAGCAGCAGUCGGUAUCCAGACCAGUGGAUUGUCCCUGGAGGUGGCAUGGAGCCCGAGGAGGAGCCUGGCGGGGCUGCCGUGAGGGAGGUUUACGAAGAGGCUGGAGUAAAAGGAAAAUUGGGCAGACUCCUGGGCGUAUUUGAGCAGAAUCAAGACCGAAAGCACAGGACUUAUGUGUAUGUUCUUACAGUCACAGAAAUAUUAGAAGAUUGGGAAGAUUCUGUUAAUAUAGGAAGGAAGAGAGAGUGGUUCAAAGUAGAAGAUGCCAUCAAAGUUCUCCAGUGUCAUAAACCUGUCCAUGCAGAGUAUCUGGAAAAACUAAAGCUGGGCUGUUCCCCUACCAAUGGAAACUCCUCUGCCCCUUCCCUCCCAGACAGUAACGCCUUGUUUGUAACUGCUGCACAGACCUCUGGGCUGCCACCCAGUGUAAGAUAGAAGCUGGCGGCCUCCCGCCCGGUGAAACCUCCAAGGGGGAGAGGCUGCCUUUUCCUUGGCAAACAUCUGAAUGACGCUUGCAAGCUGUCAGAAUUUGCCAUGCAAGGUUUCAAACAAUUUGCAUGUUUUUCAGAUGCUUUCAAAACAUUUUAUAUAUAUAAAAAAGUGUAAAAUAUUUUAAUAGCCAAAGCCAUGUGAAUUUUUUUAAUGCCUUAACUGUGCCCCCACCCCCAUGUGUUCUGCUUGGUUUCUUUUCACAGUAUUUUCCCCCACGCUGUUUGUCCAGUCUGGUUUUUCAGUCAUCUUACUGAUAGGUAUAUGUCUAUGCACACCCCCACCCCAUUUGCUUUCUUAUUCACAGCAUUAAUAUAUUCCACAAAUCUGUCUGUGGUGAUAAUUGGUAAAAAGGCUACUUUGGAACAUUAAGGAAAUUUUGUAUGCAUCCCAAAAGUUGUUUCCUCAGAAUUACAAUUUUAAUUAGUAAAUUCCAGACUUUAUUAUUA